ACUUUAGACGAUCAAUAUACUUUAAUCUGGCAACUCGAAAAAAGGCAAUAUACGUCAAGUUAAGCGAAAACACUAGAAAUAACCUAAAACUAAGGUGUGGGAAAGAGAUAGCUGAUAAGUUCGCAAAGAAAACUUCAGAUAAACGAUAUUUGUAGGCAGAUUUACGAUAUUUGAGUGCCUUGAUUAAUUUAAAAAAAACUUGGUACGAUAAGUUUUAUUUUUGAAGGUGUGAAAUUGUUUUUUAAAAAUGGAAGAAAACGCUACUGAAAUGUCCGUCACUGUUCAUAAAUAUGUAAUAGAAGAUAGAGUCGACUUAAAGGGCUGUACUACUAUAUUUUUGGGCAGAGCAAGUGACACUGGGGAUAUAGUAGCUAUCAAAGCUCGGGACCGUUCCACCAAGCACAAACAAAUGCAAACCGAAGCUGAAGUUUAUCAAAAAAUUCAAGGUGACGUUGGUAUACCAUGUAUGAAAUGGUUUGGAACGCAUGGUGAUGAGAGUGUUCUAGUGCUUGAAUAUAUAGGCUCGACACUAGAGCAAAUAUAUAACAUUUUUUCUCGCAGUUUUUCAUUAAAAACUAUUUUAAUGCUAGCAGAUCAAAUAUUAACACGAAUUACUUAUAUCCAUUCCCGUAACUUCCUGCAUUGCAAUAUUGCACCAGAUAACUUCGUUAUAGAUGCUGAUGAGCUGACCAGUAUUAUUUGCCUUAUUGAUUUCGGCCUAGCGAAAAAAUAUCGCGACGAGCAUACAUUUGAGCACAUACCUUGCACGAUAAAAGAGAACGAAGAGUUUGACAUUGGUACGGCGGAUUAUGCAUCCAUAAACACCCAUAUGGGUGUAGCACAAUCGCGACGUGACGACCUUGAGGCAGUUGGAUACAUGCUUGUCUAUCUUUGUUUAGGGUCUUUACCCUGGCAAGGCAUCAAGGCAUCCGACAAUCGUGAGAAGUGUAAACUUAUGGCGGAGAAAAAAUUCUCUACAACUACAAAAUCAUUAUGUCAGGGGCUUCCAAAUGAAUUUGUCACUUAUUUGGAUUACUGCCGCCAGCUGCGUUUUGAUGAAGUUCCUAAUUAUUUGUACUUACGUGCGCUAUUUCGUAGCUUAUUAAAUAAUAAUGGCUUCAUCAAUGAUAAUGAAUUUGAUUGGAAUUCACCAAGUGAUUGUUCAAAGAGUCAAGAUGAAGUCGAAAUGGAAGAUAUGGAAAUCAAAGUGCAACAUGAAGAAGACUCAACACAAUUGACUAGUGAUGAAGUAGAUUCGUCCGAUCAGACAAUGAUGGAUACUGAUGCAAUACCCGUAAAUGAAGAUAACGAUGCAGAAUCUGAUAGCUAUAACGAAUCGAUGACUGAAACAGAUUAAGUACCGCAGCCUAAAGACGAUCCAAUCGAAAUAUGUUUUUUAGUGUAUCUAAAGGCGAUUAUAUGAACAUUAUUUAAAAUACGAUUAACUCGUUCAUACUUUAUUUUUUCUUUUUUGCAUUAUAAUGGUUGUUUCUAAUGGUUAACUUUUUAUAUAUGUAUUUCCAUAUUUUUAUAUUAUAAUUACAUUGUUAACG
Messenger RNA from Teleopsis dalmanni, 1553 nucleotides. RefSeq names its product casein kinase I-like. Gene Ontology annotation, biological process: peptidyl-serine phosphorylation; signal transduction. Bases 248 to 1357 code for a protein of 369 amino acids. The record is from RefSeq and is a predicted model, not a curated record. Lineage: Eukaryota; Metazoa; Arthropoda; Insecta; Diptera; Diopsidae. The transcript has 3 exons. Gene Ontology annotation, cellular component: cytoplasm; nucleus. Gene Ontology annotation, molecular function: protein serine/threonine kinase activity; ATP binding.